Messenger RNA from Prorocentrum cordatum, 737 nucleotides. Lineage: Eukaryota; Dinophyceae; Prorocentrales; Prorocentraceae. The record is from the annotation of a GenBank genome assembly.
CCGCCUUCCAAGAAGCAGCCUCCUUCUAAGAAGCCCUCCCCUUCCCUCCUCCCCCUUGUGCGCGGGCGACGGCUCCGCGGCAAGCCGAGCGGAAGAGGCGGCAACACCAUCGCUUCCGCGCGGCGUGCCGCGCUGGCGGGCAUGUGUGACCAGUCGCGUCGGCCCCCGCGGCCUCGGGCGCAAGAGGGGCCCGCUCCCUCCGCGUCGCUCGCCCAAUGGGGCUGUACCCCUCCGUCCGGGACAGCCUGCUGCCCCCAGCGGGGCGCGCCGAGCGUGGCGCCGCUGCCGAGGCCUGGCGCUCGUCCGUCAUGGUGCUCUCAGGCUUCCUGUCGGGCGCCCUGGCCUACGUGGUGGCGACGCCCCUGUGGCUGCUGAAGACGCGGGCGCAGACGGCGGCCCAGCUCCACAGCGAGGGCCGUGCGCCGUCCAGGGAGGUCAUCCUGCCGCGGACCGCGCGGGGGUACUACCGGGGGGCCGGCCCGCUCGUGCUCCGGGGGGCCCUCGUGACAGCGGGGCAGAUGUUCGGGUACGACUACGCGAAGGGGUCAUUGAAGGGCGCGGGCCUGCUGGCGGACGGGCCCGCUCUGCAUGUCGUCGCCGGAGCCGCGGCGGGCUUCUGGGCCUCGACCUUGUCCGCGCCGGCCGACGUCGUCAUGACCAGGUACCAGAUCCCCGCAGCCGUGGAGCCGAGCCUGCCCGCGUGCGUGGCUCUGGUGUGGCGAGAGCCGGGGCCUCGC